AUGGCGGCCGUAUGGCAGUCCCCAGAGCAUGAUGUCAAGGACGAAAGCUCUGCCUUACACCCACCUGAGAUUGGCCCUGAUGAAAAUGUAUCCGUUGAUGAUGGGUCGCAGGAUGAGGGUAUCCGUGACCGCAAAAGUGAUAGUUUAUGGAGAGUAUUGAAUGAAAGGCAAAUUAAUAUGAUCGCGUUUACUGGAACCAUCGGCAAUGGACUCUUCUUGGGCAGUGGUAAAGUUCUUGCUACCGCCGGACCUGGCGGUGCAGUUCUCGCCUACGCUAUCAUGGGUACAGUCAUCUCAGCGGUGAUUUCCUCUGUCGGUGAAAUGACUGCCUUGAUGCCGGUUAACGCUCCAAUGAUGGAAUUUCCACGUCGGUUCUUGGAUCGAGGCGUUGGCUUCGCCGUCGGGUGGAUAUACUGGUUUUCGUAUGUAGUUAUGGGCGCCGAGCAAAUAGUCACUGUAGCGUCUGCCAUUCGAUUCCAAUACGGUGAUGAUCACACUUUCAUUAGCUGGGAAACAGGCAUGAGCACGAAUCCUGCGAUAUGGAUUUCAGUGUUUCUCAUUGCGGUGGUUGUUUUGAAUAUGAUCCCAGUGAAGUACUUUGGAGAAUUCGAAUACCUCGUUGGAUGCAUAAAAAUCGUGUUUAUCACAAUGCUGAUUCUAACAAUGUUCAUUCUCAACAUCAUGCAACACUGGAACCCUCCAUACGGCUUUUUCAAUUCUGUCCACCGGGUCAAAGAUGAAUACGGCAACCUAGACCAGACUAUUACAGGGUCGAUGGGACGAUUCCUAGGUGUAUGGACUGCUUGUACUCGGGCAUUCUUCGCAUAUACGGGCAUGGACAUGGUUACCAUUACAGCAGCAGAGAGCAAGGCACUCGCAGACUCUGAGGCCAUGAAAAUGGCUUCACGAAAGAUAUCUCUUCGUAUAAUUAUCUUGUACAUCUUGUGUGUGCUGACCGCAUCGUUCCUGGUCCCAACAGAUCACCCUUUUAUCAAUGGCGAGGGACAGUCUACUGGAUCCCGCUCAAUCUUUAUUAUUGCCGUUGUUGAAGCUGGUCUGCCUGCGAUGGGUGAAUUUUUCAACGCAAUGUUUCUGUUCUCAGCAGCCACAUGCGCGGCUGACAACCUAUACGUGGCAUCCCGGGUCCUGCAUACCCUCGCAUUGCGAGAUCAGACUGGUCCUGAAUUUAUCACACGGAGGCUGAGGCAAUGUCGUGCUGGCGUACCGAUGAGAGCUGUGCUAUUAUCUGCGGCUGUGAUGCUUGUUGCAUAUCUAGGACCGAGCGGAGCCACUGGUGCGAGACUGAACGAGCUGUCUUCCAACUGUACUGUUUCAUUCCUCAUCGUCUACGCUACUAUCUGUGCGACCUACCUAUGCUUCUACCGAUCGCUGGACGAAGCGAAGCAAUAUGGCAAUACUAGUCAGACCCAAGCUGCAACCUACGAUCGAAACCAUGUCCGAUACCCUUACAAAUCUCACGCUCAGUGGCUGAAAGCAGGAUAUGGAAUGGUAGCUUGCAUCAUUCUGCUUCUAUUCAAUGGUGUCGAUGCAUUCCUAACGACCCCGUUUGAUGCUCGCACAUUCAUUGCCUCGUAUAUUAGUAUUCCCGUCUUUCUCUUGCUCGUCGUCUGUUACAAAAUCCGCAGACAUGGGUUUAGGUUCUCACAAUGGGGUCCAGAGAGGUCGAAGGAUCUUCGGAAUUGUGUCCAGGUAUCAAGUGAUAAGAGAAAGGGUAGGCUUGAGUUGUCUGAUCCCGUCUUCUCGUUUGAGAAUGUGAAGAGAUUUGGAGAGCAGGAGCUGCUAGAAAUUGCUCAAGGCAGUCUCGACACAGCAGCGGAGCUAAAGGCCGAGCUAGACAAGAUCUCCUGCACAAUGGCUAAAGGAAAGCACACCGCUGCAUUCCGUGGAUGGCUGAGAGCUGCACUAGGGGGGAGUAAAAGGAUCAAGAAGAUCGAUAAAGUGAUGCGUGACCGUCAGCAGAUUCUGGAAACCAGACUUUUACUUCGAAUUUGUAACAAGAACGAUGCAAUCCUCAUUCAACAACUAUCCGAUUUCGCCAAGCUAGGCACGACCUUACAAGGCUUCAUUGAAGCCCGUUCCCGCAACCAAACGACUCUUGAGCUGCUCAUUCAUAGCGAGUCUGUUGCAGUAAAGGCACACAUCGACAACAAAACCAAAGGACUUGCGCAUUCAUUCAAGGCCGUUAUUUCCUCCGAGUCAAGCCGGGUCGAGGACAUUAUCUCAUCUCAAUUUCAGGAUCUCACACUUCAUCAGACUAGCAAAGAGGAGCGUGAAAGAUUAUUAGAGAGGAAAAAUAGAUUCCCCGCUGAUUGGUCAAAUGAACAACUUCUUGCAGUGGCUAUCUAUAUAUUCUCAGCAUGCACACAACACAUCUGCGUCUUCCUCGACGGUCUUGAUGAAACUGGCACUCAGGAUGACCAAACAGGACUGACAAGCCUCCUUGACAAGUUAUGCGCUAUCCCACAGCUCCAAGUAUGCGUCUCAAGCCGACCAGAGCCUGUGUUCCAAAAGUACUUUAGCAGCUGCCCCCAGCUUCGAGUACAGGAUUUGACGCAGUUCGACAUCAGGAAGUAUGCCGUAGACACUCUGGAAGGGCUAAAUUUCGACGAUGAGGAGUGGCUCGACCGUCUAGUCUACAAACUUUGUUCGAAGGCUGAUGGGGUAUUCUGUGGGUAG
Messenger RNA from Penicillium cataractarum, 2697 nucleotides. Its product is annotated as putative amino acid transporter. The transcript has 14 exons. Gene Ontology annotation, biological process: amino acid transmembrane transport. NCBI's taxonomy places the organism in Eukaryota, Fungi, Ascomycota, Eurotiomycetes, Eurotiales, Aspergillaceae. Gene Ontology annotation, cellular component: membrane. Gene Ontology annotation, molecular function: amino acid transmembrane transporter activity. The record is from RefSeq and is a predicted model, not a curated record. The coding region runs from base 1 to 2697 and encodes 898 amino acids.